Molecule: messenger RNA, 584 nt
Organism: Entrophospora candida
Lineage: Eukaryota; Fungi; Glomeromycota; Glomeromycetes; Entrophosporales; Entrophosporaceae
Source: the annotation of a GenBank genome assembly
AUGUCAAGAUCACAAGAAAGUUUAAAAAGUAAUGAAAAAAUAAUAGAUGACAAUUUUGAUAAUAAGAAUAAAUAUUUAGAUAAACAAAAAAAAAUAAUGAAACAAGAAUUAAAUAAAUUAAAAGAUACAGAGGAAUUAAUAUCAUUGUCAUUAUCAAGAGUGAAGGAUCAUCCCAAAGAUAAUCCAGAAUAUUUUGAAAGAAGAAAAAUAAUUGCACUUGAAAAUUAUAAGAAAAAACAGGCAAAAAAACAAAGAGUACGAUUAAAACAUUUAAUAACAAUUUAUCAUAAUAUAUCGAAUUUCAUAAAUUUAGAAAAUUUAGAUGAGAAAAUUGAAGAUAUUUUUGGUAGUGGUAACAAUAAUAAUAGUAAUGAAUAUGAUAAUGUUAGUAGUGCCAAUUUAAGGACACCAUUUACCACUACACUUGAAGAUAUGCAGAUGGAUUAUAUUGAAAGUGGAGGAGGAAUUAAUGCAAAUGAAGCUAGAAGAAGGAUUGAAUCAAUCAAAGAUGCAUUAUAUGGAACUUCUCAUGGUGGAAAAUAUCCUGGAUUAAAAAUGAUUGAGAAUUGGGCAAAAGAAAACAA